Durotheca rogersii is the source of this 2264-nucleotide messenger RNA. Its product is annotated as putative pantothenate transporter. Gene Ontology annotation, biological process: transmembrane transport. The transcript is spliced from 9 exons. NCBI's taxonomy places the organism in Eukaryota, Fungi, Ascomycota, Sordariomycetes, Xylariales, Xylariaceae. The record is from RefSeq and is a predicted model, not a curated record. Gene Ontology annotation, cellular component: membrane. The coding region runs from base 480 to 2078 and encodes 532 amino acids. Gene Ontology annotation, molecular function: transmembrane transporter activity.
CCCAGCCUGCUUUCAGACUUUUCGUCGGAAAGGGUCCCGGCCUAGAUAAGCCCAUCGCGUGGGCGUUUCCCCUCCCGUAACACUCCCAUAGGAGGUGCUCGUCGUCGGCAUUCCUCUUUCAGUUCUAGUCGCCCAGGCAUCGGGUCGGCCAGCCCCCCAUCUCCGUCGGCUCGCCUUAAUUCGAGUAGCGAAAAGCUUGCCAGGCUUAGCUCUACCUAUCUCUUGGCGGACGGGAGUUGGAUAUUCGUGAUUUGGGAAUACUAUGGCUCCAUGUGAUAUUGGGGGUUGUUGCUCGUCGGAUCCUCUACGUCGCUUCUCGCUACAUCUGUGCCCGCAACGUUUAAAAGGGAACCGGCUGUCUGGUAACGAAUCCUUCUGGAUCAAAUUCUUGUAGAUAGAAGAAGCCUACCUAUUUGCCGGAUCCAGUCAUAUUUCACGAAGCGGGUUUUCUUCUUUAGUGGGGAGGAUCUGGCCCAGAUAUGGCGGCCACAAAGGCUCCCGAGGUUACGGCCUCCGAGGCGGCGAUCGAGUCGAGCUCUAGCAGUGUCGACGAUGGGUUCCACCGCGUCCAGCGCGGCGAGGGCGCCGGCAACGUCUCUAACGACGAGGACAUUGCCGGCUACGACGCGGAGCGUAUGCGUGCGAGGACGGCGCUGACAGCGGAAGAGGAGAAGAAACUGAUCCGGCGGAUCGACUGGCACCUGAUGCCCCUGUGCUCCAUCAUCUUCAUGUUUAAGAACCUGGAUGCGGAUAAUGUCGCGAAUGCCCGUAUCAUGAACAGGGGGACGCCCGAGAACAUCAUGACGCAGUUAGGCAUGACGUCCGAUCAGUACGCUCUCGUUGCUGCCUUAUACUAUAUUCCAUACAUCAUAGGCGAGGCGCCGUCGAACCUGCUGCUGAAGAGAUUUUCGCCUUCGCACUGGCAGUCAAGGAUUAUGGUCACAUGGGGAAUCGUGCUAGCAUGCCACGUUGCCGUCAAGAACAAGGAGGGUUUAUAUGCGACAAGAUUUCUUUUAGGACUAGCCGAAGCCGGGAUGUUUCCAGGGAUCAUAUUGCAGAUGACAUACUGGUAUAGACCAGACGAGAUGUCUCUCAGGCUCCUCUAUUUCUAUGUUUGCGGAAAUCUUAGCGGGAUAUUCGGCGGCAUCCUGGCCUUCGGCUUUGAUCGUGCCUCGGGAGCAAGGGGCCUAUCUGGAUGGCAAUGGCUGUUCUUGGUUGAGUCCAUAGCCACGAUAUUCAUGGGAGUCGCCGUCUGGUUCCUCUUGCCGGACUUCCCCCAGACCGCGUCCUGGCUCACAGAUAAGGAGAAGGCUUUCAUCCAGGCGCGGCUACCACCGAAUGCGCCGCGAGCCGGAGAGCAGGAUUUCAAACUCAGCGAGAUCAUCGCUUCGUUGAAGGAUAAGAGACUGUGGCUCUUUACGUCCAUCUGGGCCUUUUUCACGGUCGGUACCUCGGGAGUGCGUUUCUAUCAGCCAACAGUCAUUGCCGACCUUGGGUUUACCACCAUCGCACAAGCGCAGCUUCUCAACCUCCCCAUAACUAUCCUCGGCCUCAUCGUGAUUGGCAUCACCGGCGUGUUUGCGGAUAACGGCCACCUCCCCCGGCCGCUAUAUCCGCUGACCUUCCUCGUCAUCAUCCUCGCCUGCUACGGCGUGCUAGUGGCCUACCCGAGCACCGGCGCCGUGUACGCGGCGACCAUGAUCGGUAACGCCGUGACCAGCGCGUGGUUCCCCAUGAUGUGGCCGUGGCGCGUGCAGACGACCAGCCGAGCGACCGGGUCGGCCUUCUCGAUCGGGUUCGUCAACAGCUACGGCCAGAUCGGCGGCGCCAUCGGCCCGCAGAUCUUCCGCAGCGCCUACGCCCCCCGCUACCAAGUCUCGUUCGCGUCCGCGAUGGCGCUCGUCGCCUGCUGCAUGGCGAGUACGCUGGUGACGUGGUGGGUCACUCGCCAGACGGAGAGAGACACCCGCAAACUCAAGCUGGCGAGGGUCGCCGCCGCGAAGCGGAACGACGCCAUCCUAAAUGAUGUGGUGGACAACGACUUGAAGAAGAGGCGCGAAGCUCCCGCCGAGGUCUAAUCGUGUAUGCGUACGGCGGGAUCACUGUGCUUUCUUUGUUUGUCCGAAGGAGGAAAAAAAGGGGGGACCAGGAUCGUAAUAUGCCAGCUCGACUGGAACAAGAGUCGAGGCAAGGCAUGCCUCUUAAUUAAGAGAAAGGGGCGAGUACUCCAGCUAGGGGCCAUCUCACUAGAUAUAUACCCUCCC